CUUCAAAUUCCAAUUGAAUGCAGUUAUAGACAGUUCUCCCUCUUAACUUCUCCAAUGCCGAAAUCCGCCAUCCAUGUCUCAGUCGCCAUCGCCGGAAAAUCCACUCCAAUCUGCAGGAUUUCGACUCGGCGGUGUAAAGAGCUCAACUUUGAGAUAUGAUGAUCGCCGCAGCGGUGCUGGUGGCGGUUAUCCUUCUGGUAGCUUUCUUUGUGAUCCCACGAGGCCCAAAAUAUGGCCGCAGCAUACUACCCGAGUCUUUGACAUGAUCGACGACUUCGUAUCGGGGAUCUGGUGCUGUGACCAACUUCGAGUCAUUACUUUGAGAUUCCAUUCUUCUCUUUGCAUUUUCUUUUCAUGCAACACUGCUGUAUCUGUAAGAAAGCCCUUCAAAACUCGUAUUUCAUAGGAAAAAAACACUUAUAUUUUGC
This is a messenger RNA of Malus domestica (apple), 428 nucleotides long. RefSeq lists its product as uncharacterized. The record is from RefSeq and is a predicted model, not a curated record. Lineage: Eukaryota; Viridiplantae; Streptophyta; Magnoliopsida; Rosales; Rosaceae.